AUUGGAAAAGCUUUGAAAUAAGACUUGGAAGGCAUUUAGUUGUGUUUGUACCAUGCCACAGCCAUAUGUUUCGCUUAAUGGGCAUAAGCAGCAUCUAAAUGAAACUAAUGCAAUACAUUAAACUAGCAUAAUCACAAAGCAAACGUUUUUGGAACUGUGGUGCCUCAAGCUAUUUAUGGAUCUCUAACUAAUGGUCUAGCUCUAUUACUGGUGGCUGCGGUCAUUGCCAAAUGUACAUGGUUUGCAUCAGGGUCGUUUCAUUGCACGCUGAUUUACAAAAAGGACUAAUGUCCCCAUUGUCCUGAUGGCCGGCACCCCUAUAUGAUAUGUUUUUACUUUGGAAGUGUUUCUAAGAUGCAAUGGAAAGCUGAACAUAUUAUCAAGAGUGUGUGGACUUUGUGAAACAUCUUUGUUUGACGUGUUGUGUAAAAACUGGGUUUUGUGUUUCUUGCAUUUAGUUUUGCUUUGUCAAGAGUUGGAAUAUGUUAUACAUGGAGUAUGUUUGGCAAACAAGAUGGUUUGUUAAUGAUAGAAGCUUUUUCUGUCACCAGCAGUAAAAUCAUAAUGCUGCAACUGACGGACAUUUGCUAUUUUAUUUUCACUGUCUUUGCUUGAUAAAAAACCACCUGUUGCUGGGCUCUUCUGGUUUAUUAAAGUUAAUAUAGGUUUGACACCAACUGCCUGAUUUGGUGGUGAAAGAAAGGAAAUUUGAUUCACAAGUGCUUGGUGCUUUUGUGGGAUAGUUGUGGUUUAGGUCCUUGCAAGCGGAUUUCUUUUCUCAGAAACCAGUACAGCUCAACAAUACUUGGUUGGAGUUUCCUUUGAAUUUAAUCAAUGUUCAGUUUACUAUGUUGGGUAAUGCUUUGGUAGUUGAAAUGAGAGGGGUAGCUGUUUCGGUAGGUUAUAGUGGAAUUCAUCUUGCUGAAUAGAUAAGGUCUUUUGGACAGGCUUGAGUUUUCAUCACCCUUGAGAUUGCAUUUUGCUGUUUUGUAAAGCAGGUGAAUAACCGAAAUAAAAGAAGCCUACUCAUUCAGCAUGAAAAACCAGAUUUACUUGUUUACUUUUCUUGAGGAUGCCUGUCGCAGCCCUUCUGAGGUCUUCAGUGUCAAUUCCUUGUUGUGAUAUUGGCUCGAAGAUAAGUGUUACAUAUGUACAUGCAGAGUGAAAGAUCUCUCAUCAGGAUAGUAUAGAUUCCAAAAGGAAAUAAGAUUCGGUGGUGAGGAGGCUGUCCAUGAGGAUGAUUUUAAUUUUUCAUGUACGUCAUGUGUGGCCCUUUUGAGGGGUCGGGUAUUUUUCUUUUCAACUAACAACGAACUUGGAUGGUAGGUUAUUUGCUUGUUUUGUAGAACUGGUGUCGGGGUUUGCCUUUAUAAUUGGAGUCUCUCUGGGUUGUGCUAUUUUCAUUUGAAGCAAUUUUGAGCUACUCUUCUCUUGUGCCAACAGAAAUCAAGUUUUCAUCUUCGUUAUGAAUCAAAUGGUAAACGUGUCCACAACAAGCAAGCGUAUCGUUAGAUUUCUGCUCCAAACUUCCCUGACAAUCUCACGACAACCAGAAAAAACAGAGUCCCCUGUUUCCAUUCUCACCAAAUUCCAAUAAAUCAAGAAACUAAUCAAGAAUCAAAUUUAACCAAAAACCCAUCCGGGUCUCUUUAAAAUUUUAAAUGGGUCGCAAGCAAACCUAUCUAGAAAUCGUCGUUAUGGAUUUCUGGUUCUUUUCUCGAUGGGUACAAUCUCCUGUUGCAUGGUCUACCUAUGUUUCUCAGCACUGUUUAGACCACCUAUUAAUAGUACAGAGUUUUUGGACUCAAGAGUUAGCGAUGAUUUGAAGCGUGAAGAUAGAAAUGGAGAUUGUUGUAGAGGGAUUGAACAUUUGGAGCUAUGGGGAGAUGCUGUUAAAUGGGGUUCUGAAUAUAAAGUCAAUUCUUCUAAAGAUUGUUGCUUGGCUUGUAAAGGAAUGUGCAGUGAUGAUAGCGGGCCUUGUUUGUGUGAUUCUUGGGUGUUUUGUGGAGAUAAACUGGCUUGUGGUGAUCAAUUUGGUGAGUGUUGGCUGAAGAAACAGAAGGAUACCUUGGAGCCUGAAAAGCGAGACUCAGGAGAUCAUGUUGUGUGGACUUCUGGAGUUGUUUUUGGGAGAGGAGAGCAGGGCAUUGUUGGAUUUGAAACGCGAUACGGGACAUUUCAUGUAAAACUAUUACCUGAUUGUGCCCCACAUUCUAUUUCGUAUAUUCUUGAGUUGUUGGCAUCACGCCAUUGUGUGGGCUGCCACUUUUACCGUGCAGAAAGCAGGGGAAAGUCUUGGGAUCCAGAAGGAAAUCAUAUUGAACAUGCUCCAUACGGCCCUCCAUUUGCACUAAUUCAAGGGACUCUUGGAUCCUAUGGGACAGUAUUUAAGGAUAUUCCAACAGAGGCUUUCCCUACCAUUAGAAGAGGUUCGGUUGCAUGGGUUGAUUCUGGUCCAGAAUUCUUCAUCAGUUUAGCUAACCACAAUGAGUGGAAUAAGGCAUAUACAGUGUUUGGUUUCGUUCUUACUGAAGAUAUGGAGAUCAUAGAGAGAAUUGCACAGCUCCCAGCCAAGCCAGAAGUGUGGAGUAAUAUUAAUGUUGCUGUCUUGGAAAAUCCUGUCCCAUUACAUGUCCGAAGAAUCAAGAGAAGUGUCGGAAACUUAAAACUUUAAUACGAACAGAGGCACCAGCUCAAGCGGGUCUUAGUUUUUAGGUGUUUAUUGUCGUGCACUUACUUCUUAGGUGUAUUUUAGAUUCACAAUUGGACUAAAGGGAUGAUUUGGACCCCAAUUUUUGGUAGCUCCUCCUUGUAGUGGAUCUAUUUUGUAGAUUAAAAAAAGAAAUAAAAAAAGAGAGAGAAAUACGAGAAAUGAAGGAAGAAAUCUAUAUUCAA
Populus trichocarpa (black cottonwood) is the source of this 2895-nucleotide messenger RNA. RefSeq lists its product as uncharacterized. Gene Ontology annotation, molecular function: peptidyl-prolyl cis-trans isomerase activity. Gene Ontology annotation, biological process: protein peptidyl-prolyl isomerization. The transcript is spliced from 6 exons. Bases 1721 to 2674 code for a protein of 317 amino acids. The record is from RefSeq and is a predicted model, not a curated record. NCBI's taxonomy places the organism in Eukaryota, Viridiplantae, Streptophyta, Magnoliopsida, Malpighiales, Salicaceae.